This is a messenger RNA of Megachile rotundata (alfalfa leafcutting bee), 1808 nucleotides long. RefSeq names its product karyopherin subunit alpha (gene Pen). Gene Ontology annotation, molecular function: protein binding; nuclear import signal receptor activity. Gene Ontology annotation, cellular component: cytoplasm. Gene Ontology annotation, biological process: protein import into nucleus. NCBI's taxonomy places the organism in Eukaryota, Metazoa, Arthropoda, Insecta, Hymenoptera, Megachilidae. The record is from RefSeq and is a predicted model, not a curated record.
GAUAGACAAUAGUUUAUUUUUCGUCUCUCGCGCGUAGCUGACUCAAUUGCGUAUUGACGCGCAGGUCGUGAUCAUUCUAAAGUGCCUAAUAAUUUAAAUUCUCAACGUUUUCUUUUAAUAUUUAUUGUCAUAUUUACGAGAUUUCCAUUUGGAAAAUGCCCGCACCAAAAGAUGAUUGUGCCCGAAAAUCUUCUUUUAAAUUUAAUUACAAACACGAUGAAGCAAGAAGAAGAAGAAAUGAAGCAUCAGUGGAAUUGCGUAAAGCUAGAAAAGAUGAACAAUUGUUUAAACGACGAAAUUUAAGCAUUGGCAAAGAACAACAAACUUCCACAGAUGAAAAUAGUCAUUCCCGACUUUCUACAUCCAUAAAUGACAUUGUUAAUGAUAUGAAAUCUUCAGAUGAAACAAUUCAACUUCAAGCAACUCAAGCAUGCAGAAAAAUGUUGAGUCGGGAAAAGAAUCCUCCCAUAGACAAUAUGAUAAAACAAGGAAUUGUUCCACGAUGUGUUGAAUUUUUGGAUUAUAACCACAAUCCUGCAUUGCAAUUUGAAGCAGCAUGGGCACUAACUAAUGUAGCAUCUGGUACAACAGAGCAAACUCAAUUUGUUGUUAAACAUGGUGCUAUACCAAAACUAGUUGCAUUACUCAAAUCUGCAUCACCCAAUGUUGCUGAACAAGCAGUGUGGGCACUUGGAAAUAUUGCUGGUGAUGGACCAAUGGCUCGUGAUCUUGUUCUUGGUCAUGAUACUAUGCCACUUUUAUUGGAAUUAAUUAAACCUGAUACUUCUGUAACCUUCACUCGUAAUAUUGUAUGGACACUAUCAAAUCUGUGUCGUAAUAAAAAUCCACCACCUCCAUUUGAAAUUGUACGAACUGCUCUUCCAGUAUUAAACCGUUUACUUAGUAAUACUGAUAAAGAUAUCUUGGCUGAUGCUUGUUGGGCUCUUUCAUACCUCACUGAUGGUUCCAAUGAUAAAAUACAAGCUGUUGUUGAUUCUGGAAUUAUUCCAAAACUUGUAGAAUUGCUUGCUUUACCUGAAGUAACAGUGUUAACACCAGCACUUCGUGCAGUUGGAAAUAUAGUUACAGGCAAUGAUUCACAAACAGAUGCAAUAAUUGCAGCAGGUGGUUUACAACAUUUAGGAUUGCUAUUGCAGCAUCAUCGCAUUAAUAUUGUCAAAGAGGCAGCAUGGACUAUUAGUAAUAUUACUGCUGGUAACAUGGAACAAAUUCAACAUGUUAUAAAUGCUGGUCUAUUACCACCUUUAAUACACGUUUUGCAGUGUGGAGAUUUUAAAUCCCAAAAAGAAGCAGCAUGGGCUGUAACGAAUUUAACGUCAGGCGGAUCGGUUCAGCAGUUAGCUCAACUAGUACAGUUAGGAGUGUUAGCACCAUUUUGCAAAUUGUUAGAAGCUAAAGAAUGGAAAACGGUGCUUGUUGUUUUGGAUGGUUUAACUAAUAUUUUAAAUGCGGCAGAAAAAAUGGGAGAAGUUGAACGUGUUGCUCUUAUGAUAGAAGAAGUUGGAGGUAUAGACAAAUUAGAGGAUCUUCAGCAUCAUGAGGUAGAGCAGGUGUACCAAAAAGCUAUUGCAAUGAUAGAUACAUUUUUCUCUGAUGGGGACGUUGAAGAGGCAGUAUUACCACCCACAGCAACUGAUGGACAAUUAGAAUUUAAAACAGCCGAAGAGGCACAGAAAAAUUUCAACUUUUAAAAUUUUGUAAUCACUUAUACGUCAUUCGUAUAAAAUAGAUUUAAAGUUUUUUGCCAUCUAAGAUAAAUAGUAAAUACAAAUUUUGUUGCCUUUUAA